Molecule: messenger RNA, 4763 nt
Organism: Jaminaea rosea
Lineage: Eukaryota; Fungi; Basidiomycota; Exobasidiomycetes; Microstromatales
Exons: 3
Coding region: 219-4763 (1514 amino acids)
Biological process (GO): positive regulation of transcription by RNA polymerase II
Cellular component (GO): nucleus
Molecular function (GO): DNA binding; ATP binding; ATP-dependent chromatin remodeler activity
Source: RefSeq, a predicted model, not a curated record
UCCCAUCCGCGACGACCGCGACGACGAGCACGUCGAGUCGAGACGAGAAGUAGCCGCACCUAGCUGCGUCAACCACUUCCGUGUCCGCGAUACCAGCGCGAGAGAGACGCCGACGUCAAUUGGUCGCAGCAACAGUCGCACUGUCACCACAUUGUCUCUCACCCUCAUUGCAUCCGCCCCUCGUCUCAACGCGUGGUCAUCCCGCGCCCACGCCCAUCAUGGCGAGCAACGCAUCCGGCCCAGCGGUCGACGCAGCCUCAUCGCCCGCCAACGGCAAUGCUCCGUCAUCCUCAUCGACGCCUGGGAUUCCCCCUCAGAUGCAAGCCAUGCUCGCCGGCAUGAACAAGGAAAAGCUCCAGCAGCUCGUCCAACGAAUGACUGUCCUCAAGCAGCAAGGCGAGAAUGAGAACACCAGUCAAGAGUACGCCAAGCUCCUCAAGUUGUUCCAGACCUUCUCGCGAUACCAGGCAAUGAAGCAGCAACAGCAACAGCAGGCGGUGGCGGCGGCUCAAGCUCAGCAGGCCGGCGCGACGGCGACACCGGCGGCGAGCUCCUCAUCAGCAUCCACAUCUCAGACGCAGACGAAUGGCAACGACGCCGCGACAGCCCCCGCAGAGACGGCCAACGGGUCAGCUUCAACCCCUGUCGCACCCACUGCUAGCUUCACGCCCGACCAGCUGGCAGCGCUCAAGGCCCAGAUCAUGGCGUACAAGCUCAUCUCGCGCAACAUGCCAGUGCCCGUGGACAUUCAAAAUGCCAUCUUUGGGCGGGUGACGGCAAUGGCCGAGUUGAGGAGCAAGAUGGGCCCGUACUCUGACAUGGGCGAAAGUGGUCGCGUCGCAGCAGCCGCCCUCGCCGUACACUCCGCAGGCGCAGACGGCAUCACUCGCCCUCCUUCCCCAUCCCACAAUCCAGAGAGCGAAAUUUACCCCUACAACUCGUUCCGCCAGCCAUGGUCGUACCUGUCCAAGCCAGGGCUGGGACCUCAACACGUCACCCUCGCCAAGCAACAGCGCAUGCUCAUUCCGAGCCUGCUUCCACGGGGCCUGGACCCUCAAUCCCUCUACGACGAGCGCAACCGCUUCAUCGAGGCGCGCAUCGAGCAGCGCCGAAGAGAGCUCGAAUCUCUGCCGUCCACCCUGCGCCAGGACAGCCCGGAGGACGACGUACUGACGGAAGAGACGCUCGAGCACGACUCCGCGAAGCUGCGAGCUUUGAUCGAGCUCAAGUCGCUGGAUCUGCGUCACCUUCAGCGCUCUACACGCGAGAAGCUCGUCCACGGCUUCACGUACACCACAUCGCUGGGCAUGGAUCGCACAGGGUACCGUCGCUGGAAGAAGACUACCGUGCGAGACGCGCGAAAGACGGAGCUGAUGGAGCGCGAACAGCGCCAGGUGCGUGAGCGACAAGCCAAGCAAGGUCAAGUCGACUACCUGCUGGAAAUCUGCAAUCACGGCAAAGAGCUGCAAAAGGCGCACGCCUCCGCGUACGCCCACGCACAACGCAUGGGCAAAGCCAUGCAUCGCUUCCACACCGAGACGGAGAAGGAGGAGCAGCGUCGAAUCGAGCGAGUCGCGAAAGAGCGUCUGAAUGCGCUGCGUGCAGACGACGAGGAGGCCUACCUCAAGCUCAUCGACACGGCCAAGGACACUCGUAUCACGCACUUGAUCCGUCAGACAGACGCCUACCUGAGCGGGUUGGCGCAGAGCAUCCAGGCCCAACAGAACGAUGCCGUGCACGCCGACGCCAUUGCAGCAGAGCGCGCAGGUAACGCCGCAGCCCACGCCGAGGAAAUGGCACGCCAGCAGGCCAACCAGGAGAUUGGCGGCGUCGUCGACGAGACCAUGUUCGGAGCACAGAAGCAGGAAGACGAGGAGGAGGGCGACUCGCGCAGCAACAAGACCGACUACUACUCCGUCGCGCAUCGCAUCACCGAGCGCAUCACCGAGCAGCCCACUAUCUUGGUCGGCGGCAAGCUCAAGGAGUACCAGAUCAAGGGUCUCCAAUGGAUGGUCUCCCUCUACAACAAUCGCCUCAACGGUAUCCUCGCCGAUGAAAUGGGGCUGGGCAAGACCAUUCAGACCAUCUCGCUCAUCACGUUCCUCAUCGAGCACAAGCGUCAAAACGGCCCAUUCCUCGUCAUUGUGCCGCUCUCUACCCUCACCAACUGGGUCAACGAGUUCAACAAGUGGGCCCCGAGCGUUAAUGUCGUGACGUACAAGGGCACACCCAAUGUGCGCAAAGCCGCGGCGGGCCGCAUCCGCCAAGGCGACUUCCAAGUCCUCCUCACCACGUACGAGUACAUCAUCAAGGACAAGAACCUGCUGGGCAAGAUUCGAUGGGUGCACAUGAUCAUCGACGAGGGACACCGUAUGAAGAAUACCCAGUCCAAGCUCACCCUGACGCUCACGCAGUUCUACACGAGCAGAUAUCGCCUUUUGCUCACGGGAACGCCGCUGCAGAACAACCUGCCUGAGCUGUGGGCGCUGCUCAAUUUCGUACUCCCGCGCAUCUUCAACUCCGUCAAGUCCUUUGACGAAUGGUUCAACUCGCCGUUUGCGCAGGCUGGUGCGGGCGAUAACAGCAUGCAGCUCAACGAAGAAGAGGCACUGCUCAUCAUCAAGCGUCUGCACAAGGUCCUGCGUCCCUUCUUGCUUCGACGCCUCAAGAAGGACGUCGAGUCCGAGCUGCCCGACAAGGUCGAAAAGGUCAUCAAGUGCAAGAUGUCUGCCCUCCAGGUCAAGCUGUACCAGCAGAUGAAGAAGCACAAAAUGAUCAUCAGCGGGGACGACAGCAUCGCGAGUGCGAAGAAGGGCAAGCCGCAGGGCAUUCGCGGAUUGCAAAACGCCAUCAUGCAGCUGCGCAAGAUCUGCAACCACCCGUACGUCUUCGAGCAGGUCGAGGUGACGAUGAACCCGACAAAGGGCAACGGCCCAGAUCUCUACCGCGUUGCCGGCAAGUUCGAGCUGCUGGACCGCCUGCUCCCCAAGCUCAAGGCUACGGGUCACCGCGUCUUGAUCUUCUUCCAGAUGACGGCCAUCAUGGACAUCAUGGAAGAUUUCCUCCGCUUCCGCAACCACACGUACCUGCGACUGGAUGGUAAUACCAAGCCCGACGACCGAUCGCGCUUGCUCUACGAGUUCAACCGGCCAGACAGCCCCUACUUCGUCUUCAUCUUGUCGACUCGUGCGGGUGGUCUCGGUUUGAACCUGCAGACCGCCGACACUGUCAUCAUCUACGACUCCGACUGGAACCCGCACCAGGACUUACAGGCUCAGGACCGCGCCCACCGCAUCGGACAAAAGAUGGAGGUGCGCAUUCUGCGAUUGGUGACAGAGAAGUCAGUCGAGGAGCAGAUCUUGGCCCGCGCGCAGUACAAGCUCGAAAUCGACGGCAAGGUCAUCCAGGCGGGAAAGUUCGACAAUCAGGCCACUGCGGAAGAGCGCGAAGACCUGCUGCGUGCCAUGCUCGAGGACGACAAUGACGACGAAGGCGAAGAAGAGGGUGACCUCAAUGACGAAGAGCUCAACGAGAUCCUCGCCCGUGGCGAUCACGAGCGCGUACGCUUCCGCGAGAUUGAUGCAGAGCGAGAGAAGAUGGAGGCGGCCGAAUGGAAAGCGCUCGGCAACAAGGGCAAGGUGCCCGACCGUCUCGUGAGCGAGCAGGAGCUCCCCUCCCUCUAUCAACGCGACUUUGACGCAGAGAUGAUCGAGGCGAGCGUGGCGGACGACGAGCCUGCGGUGCGCAAGCGCAACGUGGUACACUACGAUGAUGGGCUGACGGAGGAUCAGUUCCUACGCGCUUUGGAGGAUGAGGACGUCGAUCUGGCGGACGUGGUUGAGAAGAAGCGCGAGCGAGCGGAGAAGCGUAGGGCUAAGCAGGCCAUGCAGGGUGAGAGUGUGGAUGCCUCGCCUGAGCCGGCCAGCACGCCACAGCCGAAGGGCAAGGGAGGCAAGAAGGGCGGCAAGCGUGGUAGGCCCGCAGCGAUCCAGGAUGAUGAGGACGACGACGACGAUGACGACGGAGCGGGGUCGGCGCGUAAGAGAAAGCGUGGCAAUGCUCUCUCCCCCGCUGCGUCCGUGGACAGCAGCCAAGACGCUCGUGCAGGUGGCAAGCGACGCAAGGCCGGCGACGACCCGGUUCGCCAGCACAUUUCUGCGGUACUCCUUCAGUGCUACCGAGCUGCAGACGGGAGCGUGGCGCCUGAGGACGGGCACAAGAGGUCGCGCCUCUUCCAGGACAUUCCCAAGAAGAGUGACUACCCCGACUACCAUGUCAUCAUUCAGCGGCCCAUCGCCCUACGCCAAAUCAAGCGCCGCAUCGAUGCCAAGUCCUACAAGACCGUGUCCGAGUGCCGCGACGACUUCCACUUGAUGGUGCGCAACGCCAAGCUCUACAAUCAAGAAGGGUCUUACGUGUACGUCGAUGCUACGGAGCUGCAGCGCGCUUUCGAUGCGACGUACGAGCAGCUCGUGCCGGGCAGUGGGUUGCCCGGCGCAGAGGACCCUUUGCCUGACAUUCCAGUCUCGGCUGCGGGGCCGAGUGGUACGAGUGGCGCGAUUGGCACUCUGCUGCCUACGUCGGAGGGCGGUGCAAAUGGGCAUGCGGGCGGAGAUGAUGAGCAGGAGGAGGAUGGGGAGGACGGCGGUCACGAUGACGAGAACCGCGGCGCAUCUGCUGCUCCCUCUGGCAGUCGCCCUGGCACGUCGAGCGGCAUGAAAAUCAAGCUGAAGCGCCGCAACGAGACGAUGGAGGAGGACUAG